CUCUAGCCCCUUACCCCACGGCUGUGAUACACACCCCGGCUAUGGACAGGGAGGCGCUGUGAGAGACGAGAGGGCGAGAGAGACUGCAAGAGGGUAGAGGAGAGAAGGAAAGAAGGGGGGCAGGUUUCAGGGAUUUGGAGAGUUUGGCCUUUUUUCGGCCAGUAGAGCCACUCGGGAGCCCAGCGCGCAGUAGAGGAGCCUCGGGACGUCCUGCCGUCGCAGGUGUGUUUCCACGGAGCUUCUGAGGAUGGCGGAAGGGAUGUUGAUGGUGUGUAUGCUGGUGCCUCUGCUUUGUCAGGUGUGGAUUGCUGCAGAAUCACAUGACAAAGAAGAAGGCGUCCUUUACCCAUGGAAGCAUCAAGGCACAGGAGUGGUCAGGGUGAAGAGGGACUGGAUCAUCCCUCCAAUCAGGGUGCUGGAGAAUAGCAAGCAGGUUCCUGAAGACCUUGUCCAGAUCAAAUCGGACAAAAUAUUUACAGGUGAGGUGAUCUACAAGUUAGAGGGGCCGGGGGUGGACCAGGACCCCAAGAAUCUCUUUGAGAUUGAUGAUAAAACCGGAGUCAUCAGGAGCAAGCGGCCGCUGGACCGAGAGAGACACAACAGCUUCACGCUGAAAGCGUUUGCCCUGUCCCCCAGUGGAGAGAGACUAGAGAAUCCAACCAUCAUAGAGAUUGUGGUGCUGGAUCAAAACGACAACAGACCCAGCUUCACCCAGAGACAAUUUGUCGGCUCUGUCCCUGAGUUCUCGGUCCCAGGUACCUCCGUGAUGUCAGUGUCAGCCACUGAUGCAGAUGACCCAAUGACAGAAAAUGCUUUUCUGAGCUACUCCAUCAUUGGCCAAGAGAGCAUUCCUGCCAACGCGGUUACCAAGACCAUGUUCGGUAUCAACAACGAGACGGGAGCCAUCCACACAAGGGACGUGGGCCUGGACCGAGAGGUGGUGAAAAGUUUCAGGUUAAAACUGCAGAUUGCUGAUAUGGGGGGCAUGGGACUGACGGGUGAAGGUGUGGCAAUCAUACACGUUUCUGACAUCAACAACCACGCCCCACAGUUCUGCCGCGCCAUGUACGAGAUGAGAGCGGUGGAGAACAGGAAGGACUAUGAGAUUGGCAGGGUGAACGUGAUGGACAGAGAUGAUCGAGGAGAAGGUAACUGGGAGGCCAAGUACUUCAUUUCCAACGACCCCGGAGGACACUUUGCCAUUAGUACGGAUCCUGGCACCAACGAGGGCGUUCUGGCGGUGGUGAAGCCUUUGGAUUAUGAAGCCCAGGUUGAGCACGUCUUGACUCUAUCAGUGGAAAACGUAAAUCGCCUGAGCGACAAGUCUCCCAACCUCCCACCGAGCAUUGCUACAGUGGCUGUGACUGUGUUGAACGAGAAUGAAGCUCCAAUUUUCAGGGAGGACCCCAUAAAGAUCGUGGUCCCUGAGUCCGUGCUUCCUGGGACGUUACUGAAAAGCAAUAUCGCCUUCGACCCUGAUCAUUUGGACCUGAGGUAUGAGUUUAGCAGAGAUCCCGAGAGGUGGCUGGAGAUCAACAGGGUCACAGGAGACAUUUCUGCCAGGAGGAGCUUUAACAUGCGAUCUCCAAAUGUUAGAAACAAUAUCUACAAUGCUGUUGUCAAGGUUACAGAUGCCGGCGGUGUGUCGAGCACUGCGACAGUGGCCAUCACACUGAAGGAGACCAACGACUUCCCCCCUCAGCUCCUCCCUCUGAGCGGCACUGUGUGUCGGGCCGCGGGCCGCACCAGUCCUGGUAUGCUUGUGACGGCUGUGGACGAAGACCUCCCCCCCCACGCCGCACCCUUCACCUUCGGGAUUCCUGAUGACCUGUCGAUCAACUGGACCCUCAAUCAAGUCAACGAUACUCAUGCGGUGCUUCAGCCGCUGGUGGAGCUGCAGGCAGGGGAGUACGUGGUCACCGUGUCUGUGUCGGACUCUGGCAGCCCGGCUCUGAGCGCCUACGCUCAGGUCAACGUCACCUUGUGCGCCUGUAACUACUUUGGAGAUUGUAAGUCCGAGGUGGGGGCCGUCCUGGGCUCCAGUGUGGGAAUCAACUUCAUCGCUCUGAUCAUCAUCAUGGCCAGCAUUGCGCUCCUGCUGUUACUGCUCCUCCUGGCUGUGGCGGUGACUCACUGUGGGAAACGCCAGCAUAUCAAGAAAGGAACAGGUCUGCUGGUUGGGGAAUCGGAAGACGACAUUCGUGACAAUGUCUUCAACUAUGAUGAGCAAGGCGGGGGCGAGGAGGACGAGAAUGCCUUCAGCAUCGACCUUCUGUGGAAUCCCCAUGAUGCUCCUUCGACCCCGGGGUCCUACUACACUGGGCGUGGCGUCCCUGGAGGCAAGCAGCCGCUCAGGAGGGAUGCUCCGCAUAACCUGCCCUCCCCCAUCUACCCGCGCAGGCCUCCAGCGGAUCCCACUGACAUCGAGGACUACAUCAAUGACGGCCUGGAGGCUGCAGACCACGAUCCUAACGUGCCUCCGUACGACACGGCCCUGAUCUACGACUAUGAAGGAGAGGGCUCCCUGGCAGGCAGCUUCAGCUCCAUCGCCUCAGGCAGCUCUGAUGAAGACCAGGACUACAACUACCUCAACGACUGGGGACCCCGCUUCCAGAAACUGGCCAACAUGUUCGACCCACGAUAAGGUGGACAGCAGCCCACAGAGAGACCUGUGUCCCUCACCAGCAGAGAGGGACACAGGUCAUGCCUCAGCUGGUUUUUCUGCACACAUUUUGAAAAAGACCCGGGUGAGAUUUGAAGUGUGCCAAAGAACGGUAAAUUGCGAUGUGAAGCCAUGGGCCUUCGGUUUAAUGCGCCAUAGGUUAAAAUGAGGAUCCUUUGGACAAAACUGACAAAAGGCGCGUGGGAAAGUUUUGUAGCUCGAGAAAAGCAAAUGAGACAGUGAUGUUGUGAGAUGAGAUGACCCGUCAUGAGGAAGGAAGCUGUGCACGAUGGGAGGCACAAAGUGUGUUGAAACGGUGUGUGGUUGUUUUUAUCCUCACACUUACUCACGCAAAGUAAUGAUGCACAAGCCUAGGAUAUCAAAAUAAUGCAUUUCUUUUUUACUUUACUGCUUAUUUUAUAUGAUAAAUUUAAUUUGAUAUUUUUUUGUUUGAUUUUUAUUUUCCUCCAUUCCUGCAUCUGUUAAUCUUUUGUGGAAAGAAAAGUAUUUCUCAACCAAACAAAUUGUACCAAACAAUAUUCUUUAUCAAAUUGAUUUGAGGUGUAGACUUUGAAUGAUGUUUUUUAGUUUAAAGUUUAAGUAUGUCCAAAGAAUAAAUGUAAAUCUUUUA
Molecule: messenger RNA, 3293 nt
Organism: Pungitius pungitius (ninespine stickleback)
Lineage: Eukaryota; Metazoa; Chordata; Actinopteri; Perciformes; Gasterosteidae
Gene: cdh15
Product: cadherin 15, type 1, M-cadherin (myotubule)
Exons: 14
Coding region: 248-2644 (798 amino acids)
Biological process (GO): homophilic cell-cell adhesion; adherens junction organization; cell-cell junction assembly
Cellular component (GO): plasma membrane; catenin complex; adherens junction
Molecular function (GO): calcium ion binding; cadherin binding
Source: RefSeq, a predicted model, not a curated record